GAACUCCUCACUCACACAUCGUUGAUGUCCAAGGUUCCUUUUUCGAAGCACAGCAACCAAUUGGAUUCUCUGAUGCCGUACCCCACGUAGCCAGUAAGAACAAUUGUAUGUUUUUACGACUGCUGUUUUUGAUGUGCUGCUUCUCGUUCCCUCGAAUCGAAUAUCAAUUGCUCGAUAGGAAAUCGAAUUAUUGGUCCAUCAACACAAAUCGUCGAAGAACCGAGGUCGCGAUGUGUUCUUUAAUGCAGAUGGAUGGUGUGCAUGUUUGUUUGUACGGGGACGAGUCUCCUGAAUUUUAAGAAUUCCCACGCGGGUUGAUGAUUGAUUCCGGCAUCGAAGGACAAAAAUGACCCAUCGCCCAUCACCGAUCACCAGUAUCCCAUCACUACAGCCACAAAAAAUAAUCAUCAAGAGUUGCAAUCGCAAAGGCAAGAAAUAUCAUACGCAAAGACCAAAUCGGACAGUUCCAAACACCAUGAUUCAAACCUCCUCAAGAUUCCUAGGGCGCCUAUUGGGGUUCACGUCACUGCUCAUACUUCUCGAGAGCUCCGGCGCGUUCCAGCCACGCAAACAGAACCAGGCCAGUACCCCCAGCAAAAGCAGCAGCGACGAAAAGAAAACCGUUAUGUCCGACGAAAUGAAUAUUCUUUUCGAGCGCCACGAUCGCGUCGCGAACGAUCUCAUUGACAAGGCGCAGGAGUUUGCAAGCCACUUUGGAAAGUAUUCGUACGGAGAAGUGGAAAACAUGCGAGAUAGUAAGUCGCAAGGGGACGAAUCCGACUCGAAAACGAGGCGCUCUGCUAUCCCUGUCUUUCUCGUCGCUGUUUGCUACAUUUUGUUAUCAAACAGCCGAGUUCCUUUCCCUCCCCUUAUUGUACCAUCGCUUUUGCUUGUUUUCGCUUCAAUCCUCUCCCAGACUUGCACAAGCACAGGGUUCAAAAUAUGGCCAUUGGAAACGACGAAUACUCGAGCGACAUGCUGUUCUUGGAGCGGGUUCUCGAAGACGAUCUCAACUUCCAGUUGGCAGCGCUCGAAGCCGACAUGCCUGAGCCAUAUCUUUUCCGAUACCCGGACAAGGACCCCGUGGCCACGGCAAGCGUCGAGGCCGUUGCAGACCCCAUUAUUUUCCACGAAUCCCUCGAAGAAGACAAGGUCGCAAAUUAUGAGAAAAGCAAUCUGUACGGGGAGUUGGUACAGGAAGGAGUGAUCGAGUCCAUAGCAAUCUGCGCAAUACUCGGUUUCUUGAUGGUGACGCCGGCUCAUGUAUGGUAGGAUUCACAUUUCACCAAUCGCGAAUCACCAAUCGACAGCAGUUUCGCUUUGAAAAGAUUCAUCAACUAGUUGCCAUACACAAUGCAAAGGGAAAACAAUCCUUUUGGAGAUUUGUGCCUCGGAUCCUUCAAGUUCUCGAUUCAACCGACAAAUCUAUCUAUCAAUCCACUUCAAGUCAAUCGGCAUCGGAAGGAGACCCUCUUUCCGCGAGAGAGCCUGAACGACGCCAUGCAAGGCAUUGUUUUUGCCAUAUACUUCAGCGCACGCACGGCGGUUGCAGUCUCGAAUGAACCCGUGUUGAGAUAUGGUACUCACUUGCUUACUUUUCCUAGUUUUACAAUUUAUUCACCCCUUCCGCGUCCAAUUGCAGAAAAGACUAUCGAUACCCGUGCGUUACGUGUUCAUAUUAAUUAGUUCUAAACCUUAAACCAACACAAACGGGAAGAGGACCAAAAGGAUUGGCUAUUGAUCCAAAAGGAGUGGAGAUAGCCAAAAAAUACGAUAUACAUUCAGAAGAAAAAAUUAAACUUGUAAGGUUUGGCCUUCUUUCAAUUUCUCUCUUUCACCUCCACUUCGUUAUUUAUCAUAUGCUUCGCUGAAUAGCUCUGUGGGGGUUGGUUUAUUGUCUGGUGCUAGUUCCCUGCUCUCACUAAGAACAAAAGGAUGCGCGUUGCAGUGUGGAUGAAAUUGUCGACGCAAGUGAUCUUUCCAUGACACCUCUCUCUUCGCAAAUAAUAAAUCGUAUUCCAG
This is a messenger RNA of Pseudo-nitzschia multistriata, 2022 nucleotides long. The record is from the annotation of a GenBank genome assembly. NCBI's taxonomy places the organism in Eukaryota, Bacillariophyta, Bacillariophyceae, Bacillariales, Bacillariaceae.